This is a messenger RNA of Ilex paraguariensis (yerba mate), 1950 nucleotides long. Lineage: Eukaryota; Viridiplantae; Streptophyta; Magnoliopsida; Aquifoliales; Aquifoliaceae. The record is from the annotation of a GenBank genome assembly.
AGAGAGAGAGAGAGUCCGAAGAAAGCCAGAGCCUCUGUUCAAUUCAAACCAGAAAGUUUUUUUGAUUUUCUCUCUCAAAUUCAUCUGAUACUUCCCUAUUUUGAAACCCUAGCCACGGCGUCUUCCAACGUUGCCUGAAAUAAGCACUUCCGGUACUUUUGAAACUCGCUGUGGAUUUGUAUUUGUCUCCCAGAUGGCUGAUUCUACGCCGUUUCUUGUUGCAUCGGCUUGAGUUUCAUGUUGUUUUCAAUCGAAGAUCACUCGAAGUCCUACUUAAACGUUAAUUAAUUGCAAUCGAAGAAUUUAAAGGAUUUUGAGGAAAGAGGAAGAGAGAGAAAAUUGGUUGUUUAUUUGACGGAGGGCUCGAUUAUGGCUGCGGCGAAGGGUGGGUUAGAGAAGGUACGGAGAUGUGUGCGGACGAUAUAUUUCAUGGUGGUAAUGGUGGUGUCACUGCUGGUUCUAUCGGCUCCUGUUUUGGUAGCGAUUGGAGAUGUAUUGGUGCCCUGUGUGUUGAUUUCGAACUUUACGUGCGUGAGGUGUUACAAUUUCCAAGAACAUUUGCAUAGAUAUUCUUUCAGGAGUUCUCUAACAGAUAUUCCUCUCGUUUCGGUCGUCAGAUCUCUCAUUAUCACCUGUGUUUAUUCAAUGUGUGAUGGUCCUUCUCUCUCAAAUGGGCCAUAUCUCGGGACUGUGACUCUCUGUUCCUGUAUUUCAAUUCUUCUUCUUUCAGUUAAGGCAUGUGUUUUCACUGUCAAUUCUCAAAUUGAGGCUGAGGCUUCAUCUUCUCUCUCAAGGCAGAAGCUUCAUUUGAAAAAGUCAUGGGGGAUGCCUGUUUUGUUUCUCUCUUCUGUGGUCUUUGCUCUUGGGCAUACUGUCAUUGCUUAUAGAACGAGCUGCAAAUCACGUAGGAAGCUGUUGUUUCACCGAAUUGACCCAGAAGCAGUUCUUUGCUGCAAAACUGUUUUCUCUGGCUAUCAGAAGGUUCCACGAUCUCCCACUCCAUCUGCAGGGAAAACACCAAAAAGUGACAGUGAAAUGAGACGAAAACCUUCUGGGACAGGUCACUAUGAAGGGGAUCUCCCAGUGAGAUUACUUGCUGAUGUUGACAGCUUGUUCAUGGCUUGCCAAGGACUUACCCUUCACUACAAGCUUAGCAUGUCUGGUUCACUUCCUCAUUCCUUGUUUUCCACAACUUUUGACCAACCCUCACUAAAUAUUCUACCGAGAAGCCAAUAUCAUCUUCAGAGGAGCUUUAGUAAUCAAUUUCAUACCUCCUCUCUAUAUGCUCCACUAUUAGAGGGUUCUCCAACUUCUCCGAUAUUGUCUGAGGAAAUGCCUGUUUUGAGCCUAGAUGAAGUUGUUGAGGAGGCUGAAGCUACUAAAUUGAACUCUCCAACAAUGCAGGGAGAUUUGGAAGCAAAUCACCAAUUUGGCAUUGUUUUAGUGCAUGGUUUUGGAGGUGGAGUCUUUUCGUGGCGGCAUGUGAUGGGUACGCUGGCCCGACAGGUUGGUUGCACGGUUGCUACUUUUGAUCGACCUGGUUGGGGAUUGACUUCGAGGCCACGACGGAAGGACUGGGAGGAAAAUAAAUUGCCUAACCCUUACAAGCUCGAAAAUCAGGUUGACCUGCUUCUUUCUUUCUGUUCGGCGAUGGGCUUCUCUUCCGUUGUUCUUAUUGGUCAUGAUGAUGGGGGGUUGCUUGCACUGAAGGCUGCAGAAAGAGUGCAGACAUCGGCAAACUCCAUCAAUGUGAGUCAGCCUACUUCUUGUGGCAGUGAACUAGAGAUCUUUGAAUAAUGCAUUAGCACCAUGCAGUAUAGCUUUACCUGCAUAUAAACUCAAACUAUAACCACAUAAGCAUCCUCACCAUGCAUAGUGCAUGGUGCAAUUUCAGGUUAAAAGAGAUUUAUGGACCCUUAAAAAAUGUGCAUUGACCAAUUUAUGACCACA